Pieris rapae (cabbage white) is the source of this 2527-nucleotide messenger RNA. Its product is annotated as synaptotagmin-5. The record is from RefSeq and is a predicted model, not a curated record. Lineage: Eukaryota; Metazoa; Arthropoda; Insecta; Lepidoptera; Pieridae. The transcript is spliced from 8 exons. The coding region runs from base 136 to 1800 and encodes 554 amino acids. Gene Ontology annotation, molecular function: calcium-dependent phospholipid binding; calcium ion binding; clathrin binding. Gene Ontology annotation, cellular component: membrane. Gene Ontology annotation, biological process: regulation of calcium ion-dependent exocytosis; cellular response to calcium ion; regulation of dopamine secretion.
AGCUCAUAUUAAGCUGAUCAUCCGAACCGUCUAUAGUUUUUGACUAUCUAAUUUCAUAAAAAGGAUCCUUUUUUAAACAUACUAUGCCUAAGUUCCAUAACAAUAAAUGAGGUUUAUCGUGGCAGUAUACGAUCGAUGUUGUUCUAUAGUAUAAUUUUGUUAUCUUCAGAUAAGUUGUGGGCAGGGUACGUGUUUAGUGAGGCACCUUGGGACGACAGUGACUACGUAAUGGAUGAAUAUCAUAGAGAUUGGAAAGAAGGUGCUACCAGAAAAAUUGUUAAUAAUGUUGCGAAGCCUGAAGCAAGGAUUGCACGUGAAGGAAUGGGAAAUGUUUGGAGCGGUAUUUUGGGAGCGAUGUUGGGUGCCGGAACUGUUCUUAUAAUUGCCGUUUUGCUGUUCAUAUUUCGACGCCCGAAAAAACUUGAGAAGCCAUCGCUGGCGCCUAUGGAAGUUAGUCCAAAUGAAAUGCUGAUACCAAAGGAGCACUGUCGCAUUCAACCGUUAAGUGAAACUCGAACUGCUACGUCACUUCCGCACGCGAGGCUCGCCCGCACGCCCUCUAUUUCGUCACAGAGUAGUCUGGAUAGCGGCACCUCUAGGGCUACUAGUCACCGUGGUUCUUCACCAGCAAUUCGUACAUUUGCUCCUGAUGGGCGAACCCUUGAGGCUGGUAUAAGCAUGCCAAGGUCGCCGUCGCCUCUCAGAGCGGCGUCUCUUGAUGUUCGAGCCGCCCCUUUGGCCCACGGUUCACUCGCUUCCCUGGCCGAUUCCCCAGCACCACCGAGCCCCAGACAUAUUGUUCCACCCAGAUGUUUGUCACCACUGCUUAUGCCGCCCAGAAGAAUAGACAGAAGCAACUCCUUGGUGGAAAGCAGCAGUGGAUCCGGGCCACUUAGCCCAGGCGGUGGGGCAACUAUCAGUUCCCUUGGGGCCCUUCAACCAGACCUUUACACGAAAAGAGAGGCCCCAUUGGUAAUAGAAUUGGAAGGGCCUGGACCAUCACUCGGGAGAAUCCAUUUGCGAUUGAAAUACGACUUCGAUCGAUCUGACUUGGAAGUUCAUCUCAUUGAAGCUCAUGAUUUGGCGGGCUAUGAAGCAGGAGGUUUCAACGAUCCCUAUGUGCGUGUGAGUCUUAUACCGGAAGUUGACACCCGGGUACGCCAGACCCCAGUACACAGGAAUGAGGCCAACCCGUUCUUUGAUCAGCACUUCAAGUUCCCCGUAUCACAUGAUGACCUCAGUGACAAGACUCUUCUACUUCAAGUUUUUGAUUAUGAUAGAUUUUCCCGUAACGAAGUGAUGGGUUCAGCAAAAAUACCUUUGGCAAAAGUGGAAGUGGCAGGUGGAGCCGAAGUCUGGGCUGAACUUUCCCGAGAAAGAAGACCGCCCGAAGAGUUGCAAGAACUAUUGUUAUCCUUAUCUUACUUGCCUUCUGCUGAACGACUGACCGUCGUCGUAUUGAAGGCUCGCAAUCUUCUGCCUCCGCAGGAAGGGAAAGAUGCUUUGGAUGUUUACGUAAAGGUCUACCUCUUGGUGAAUGGAAAGAGAGUGAAGAAGAAGAAGACGAAUAGAAAAGAGAUAAAUAAUCCUGUAUGGAACGAGGCGCUUUCUUUCAGCCUAUCUUCUGCCAACCUACAGGAAGCCUCAGUUGAAAUAUGUGUGGUAACUGGUGGCAGUAACAACUUAGUUGUUGGCUGGUGCUGCGUGGGCGCAGCUGAGCCAGCCGCUGAAGGCCGUCACUGGGCACAGAUGGCGCAAGAGACCCGCAAAGCUGUCGCUAUGUGGCAUACGCUCAGAUAAAUAACUCGAUAGUGUUAAUGUGACCUCAAUUUGGGAAAUUGUCUUGAAAAAUACACAUUUUUUUGUUUUGUUUGUAUAUAUCCAUACAACAAAAUGUUAGUAUCGACCAAAACUUAUAUAAAGUGCCAAUGAUAUAAAGCUGGUUUCCAGGAGAAAUUCCAAAUUUAACAGAUUAUAGAAUUAUAAAUUAACCAUAGAUUCGUAACAAGAGUUUAUUUCUAUUAUCUGUAUUUUUUGGCGAGGUCACACACACGCGAAGACUAUGUAAAGACGUUAUAUCGUCGUAGUAAAGUGUUUGAAGAAUAUUGAAUCUUCCUGUAUCGUAAUUACCAGUGUGUAUCUCCUCUUAACUGUGGGCUAUUUAUAAUUAGCUGGUAAAAUUUAAAAAUUAUCUCGAAAAUAUAAACGAGAAUUUAAAUUAUGCGAUGUUAUUUGAGCUUUUGAGACACCAAAUAAAUCUUAUGAAUUUAUAGAGUUUUAUAUGAAAUGUUUAUUGUAUAAAAGCGAAGUUUAAAACCAUUUCAAACCUUUCUAUGCCCACAGUCCUAUCCUGUCACGAUGUGUACCUUAUUGUGUCUAGUCAGUGAUCUUUUAUUUUAAGAUUUCUAUAAAUAUAUCGAAUUUGAUUCCAGAAUACGUAUUUUUGUCUAAAUGUGUAUCAAUGUGAUGGAAUAUUUUACGUGGUAUUUUCAUUUACAAUAUCUGAAUAAAAUAUCCGUUUUUAAAA